Molecule: messenger RNA, 918 nt
Organism: Ylistrum balloti
Lineage: Eukaryota; Metazoa; Mollusca; Bivalvia; Pectinida; Pectinidae
Exons: 2
Coding region: 1-918 (305 amino acids)
Molecular function (GO): protein binding
Source: RefSeq, a predicted model, not a curated record
AUGCAGGGUUCUCUCGUUCGUCCACGAGCUCGGUGUUCUUUGCGUCCAGCCUCACCGAGCAUGUCUACAACCGGAAGUACAACAGCUUUGAACAUUGGGACAAGGACACAAUCACACAUCCCAAUGAAACAAGUACGUGCGUCCAAAGAACAACAGGACAAGGAAAAUGUCAUUCCUUUCGUGCACGAGGACGCUUUCACAGACCUGGUGCUGAUUGUUGAAGGCAAGCGUCUGCACACAUCAACAGCACUUUUGUCCAUGUGUUCCCCAGUGUUCGCUCGUAUGUUAGCUACCAGUGCAGACGGCGAUCAGUCGAGUAGUGGAAAAGAUGGUGCUAGGCGGGAACUCCAGCUCCAGGGCAAGUGUUAUGAAUAUGUGCACGAGCUGCUCUACGUCAUUCAUCCAGCCUAUCAGAGGAAAGUUUCAGAUGAGUUGGCGUUCGUUGUGUUACCCUUGGCAGAAGAAUAUCAAAUCUGGAAUUUGAAACAAAAGUGUGAAGAAACAUUGUUAAACACACUGAAUGUUGACAAGGCUGUUCGUGAGGAUGUUCUGCUCAGGUGUUUAAAUAUGGCGGACGAGUUCAAACUCUUUGCUUUGUGGACAAAAUGUUUACAAAUAUGUUCAAAAACAUCAGUGACUCUACAAUCACUACAACGAAGUCCGGAAUAUGAAAAUCUAUCCAAAUUUUUGAAAAGUAUGUUGGAAGCGUUUAAAGGCAGUGGACCCGGGGUAGAUAAUCCCCCACUUUUGUCUCCCUCACUGCAGAAGUCUAGCGCCGUACCAGUUCACCAAGGUUACGGAAACACUCGACGUGACGUCACAGGGACAAAUCGAGAUAAUAGCGUCAGUGCCACAACUUUGGUGGACGACCGUGGCAAAAAAUCGAUGACUCACAUUCAGACGCAAACGAAAUACUAA